Sinocyclocheilus rhinocerous is the source of this 1256-nucleotide messenger RNA. RefSeq names its product stereocilin-like. Bases 171 to 1247 code for a protein of 358 amino acids. The record is from RefSeq and is a predicted model, not a curated record. Lineage: Eukaryota; Metazoa; Chordata; Actinopteri; Cypriniformes; Cyprinidae. Gene Ontology annotation, cellular component: kinocilium; cell surface; stereocilium tip. The transcript has 9 exons. Gene Ontology annotation, biological process: cell-matrix adhesion.
AUCUGUACUGGGAAUUUGACAAAGUUCCUGUUGUUUGCAACAGAGAUCUGAAAACAUGGACGGUUGGGGAUGUUGAGCAUGUGGGUAGACUUUUGUUCACCCUUUCACCUCAGCAGAUAAGAUCUCUGCCACUGGGUGAUUUAGGUAAAGACACAGUUGAGCAGGUCCUGAUGAGCCAGUGGCUUUGGAAAAGCAGCGAAUUGGGAAAGGCUUGUUUGGAUCUGAAAGGACUACGAGAAAAGAUGAACGGUCUCACCCACAGGAUCGUUAAAGGUCGAUGGUGGAUGAGAAGGGGGCCCAUUCCAAGCUGUGCAGACAUUAAAGGGACAUUUCCAUCGGCCUGGAGGUCCUAUCAGCUGAAUCGAAUAAAGAGGAAGGAGCUGAAGAUGUGUGUUGAGUUCAUUGGUCAGGAUGACACACUUGAUGCCGAGCAACGUGAAGCACUUUGGAUGGAACUCAGACCAGUGUAUAAACCAGUGAAGCAGCUUGAACCAGAACAGAUGUUGGAACUGGGUUGUAUAGUGACUGAGAUGGGAGAAAGAGAGCUACAGGCUGUCAACUUGUCCAAUCUGGCUGUGGUGGCCCAUCUUGGGGACCUCAAUGGGUGGAACGCAAAGAAAAUGAGAGCAGUUGUCCUUGGUAUAAUGAAGCGACUUAAACAAAAGACUGAAGAGCUUGGUGUGGUGGAGCUUGUUUCCUUUGGACAUCUGCUUUGUGGCUUCAGUUCCUCUGAAAUUUCCCAUCUAGACCCGUUCAACCUGAGUGUGGCUGCUUUGUUUCUGGGGGAGAUGGUACUGCCGUGUUCUGAGCAGCAGACCGAGGCGCUGACGUCAUGCCUAUCCAGUCCUCUGGGCUUUGGUCCAGUCAGCAGCUGGGGCUCUGAGGUCUUCACUGAGAUUGGGACUUUGGCAGCUGGGCUGGAGGAUAUGGUAUUAUCUGCACUAAUAAAAGAGCAAGUGGAAGGACUUACACCAGCAGCAAUAACCCUGAUACCUCCAAGAAAAUUCACUGUGGUAUUCAGUGCCACGCAGCUGUCUUGGCUGAGCUCUGAACAAGCGUGUGCCGUGACAGAGGAGCAGUGGGCAGAAUUAGACAAUGAACAAAGACAAGCACUUGUCAUGGCCCAGUAUGAAGGCGAAUUAAUGCUUGAGCACAGAGGCAGGAACCAGGCUCCAUCGUUAUGGUUUGCCGGCAGCUUCAGAAAAUGUUUAUUACUUUUUGUCUGUACAUUGUGGAUACUGUUAUAAAGAUUAUAA